CACCAUUUUUGCUCAGUUUUGUAACGCGUUAGUAAGGAAUUCAGCUAAAGUGAUCUGUAAUUAUGCCGCCUCAACCAAGUGGUAAAGCUGUGAAAAAGGCUGGGAAAGCUCAAAAAGCCGUUCGUACUGGUGAUAAACGCAAAAAGAAGAAGAAGAGGAAGGAAAGUUUCAGCAUUUAUAUAUACAAAGUGUUGAAACAAGUGCAUCCUGACACCGGUAUAUCCAGCAAAGCUAUGUCUAUAAUGAACAGCUUUGUUAAUGAUAUUUUUGAACGUAUUGCUGCGGAGUCGUCUCGUCUAGCUCAGUACAAUAAGCGUUCAACAAUUACCAGCCGAGAAAUUCAAACAGCUGUGCGUUUACUUCUUCCCGGAGAACUUGCGAAACAUGCGGUGUCCGAGGGAACCAAAGCUGUGACCAAGUAUACUAGCUCCAAGUAAACAUACUCAUUUCCAAAGGCUCCAUUUUUUUUACAUGUUCUUGGGUUAAGUAUUACUUAUAUGAAAAAGCAUCGUGUUUUAUUAUUCUUAACUAGUGUUUUAAAUAUUAUUCGUACCAUGCAGCCUCAUUACCUUUCAUGGCUACGUGUCUGUUAUGACAAGUGACUAGAUGGAAACAUGUGAAUAUGCAAAAGUAAGAUUCUUCAAGUAACGAAAUAAUAACUCUGGAAAAACCUUUAGUUUUUUGCAUUUGCAACGAACAGGACUAUUGUAUCUUGCGUAAUAUUUUUCAGUGUGCUCUUGAACGCAGUUUGGUAUAUUUUGUAUGCUAGUACUUUCUUAAAAUUAAGUAUAUCUUACGUCAUGCAGAAGUAGUAGUAUUUUAAAAUUAAUUUUUGCAUAGUAAUAUCAUUGAUGCAAGCAUUUUUUAUGCUUAGUUAUUGAUAUAUAACUUGCUAGUUCUGAAAAUGUUUAAUUGUAAAUUUGACGUGUACUUCAAAUUAAGUGCUAUUAACAAAAUUUUUAGAAAUGUCACUUGUUUCUCUGAAAGGUAUAAUUUCUAAAUUCAUGUACAUUUUCAAGUGUUGUGUAAUUUCAUGUUUCAAUUUCAUGGUUUAAAUAAAAUUUGAUGCUAAAAAAAA
This is a messenger RNA of Stegodyphus dumicola, 1078 nucleotides long. RefSeq names its product histone H2B-like. Lineage: Eukaryota; Metazoa; Arthropoda; Arachnida; Araneae; Eresidae. Gene Ontology annotation, cellular component: nucleosome. The record is from RefSeq and is a predicted model, not a curated record. Gene Ontology annotation, molecular function: protein heterodimerization activity; structural constituent of chromatin; DNA binding.